Molecule: messenger RNA, 1473 nt
Organism: Cucumis melo (muskmelon)
Lineage: Eukaryota; Viridiplantae; Streptophyta; Magnoliopsida; Cucurbitales; Cucurbitaceae
Product: calcium-binding allergen Bet v 3
Exons: 1
Coding region: 465-1064 (199 amino acids)
Molecular function (GO): calcium ion binding
Source: RefSeq, a predicted model, not a curated record
AUAUAGAUAGAUAUAUUAACAUUGACCGAAGGUGGUGGUUGUGCGGAGGUGCAGCCGUGUUGAGGUUCCAACGCCCGCCAAACAAGCACAAACCAUGUUUCAAACGUUUACCCCCAAGGACACGGUCCAUGUUCCAUAACGCAAAUGGCCAAUGUUAUUUAGUUAUUUUUAAUUUACUAAAAGUAAAAGGCCUCCUAUUUUAUUUCUUAAUCCCUUCCCAACCGAAGAAAGAAGGAAAUGGAAGAGCUUGACCACAAGCUGGAUCCCUGAAGAUUUAUUUUAUAAUUAAUGGCAUCGGGCGAUGAGAAUGUGAAGACGGCUUCCUUAAAAGUCUUCUGUGUAUCCAUCCUUCCAUUUGUCUAAAAAAAAAAAAAAAAAAAAAAAAAAAGAAAACGAAAUCAAGUCCCCUCUCGGCCUCAUCCCCCAAAUCCUGUUGUUUGUUUCGUUUAUCCGAAAUCUUGGAAAUGGAAGCGGUGGCCUCUGAUGUUCCCCGACCCCGGCUGACGAAGAAACCCUCUUCUUCGUCUUCGUCGUUCAGGCUUCGGUGCCCGAGCCUGAACUCCCUUCGCCUGCGUCGCAUAUUUGACAUGUUCGACAAGAACGGGGACGGGAUGAUAACGGCGGAGGAGCUGGGUCAAGCUCUGGGGCUUCUUGGGUUGGAUGCUGAUGAAUCGGAGCUGGAUUCGACGGUCAACUCCUUCAUAAAACCGGGAAAUGUGGGUCUUAGGUUCGAAGACUUCGCAGCCCUGCACCAGUCGCUAAAUGACACGUAUUUUGCGGGAAUGGUGGAGGAUGAGGAUGAGAAGAGGGAAACAAGUAUGUCGUCGAUGUCGCAGGAAGAAUCGGAUCUAUCGGAGGCAUUCAGGGUAUUCGACGAGGAUGGAGAUGGCUACAUAUCCGCCACCGAACUCCAAGUGGUUCUAAGAAAGCUGAGAUUGGCGGAGGGGAAUGAGAUCGACAGGGUUCAGAAGAUGAUUUUGUCGGUUGACCGCAAUCAGGAUGGCCGGGUUGAUUUCUUCGAAUUCAAGGACAUGAUGCGCAGUGUUAUCGUCCGGAGUUGUUGAUUCGCUCGACGCCCCAUGUUCUGUUCUGUUUCCACUCUCCCAGUCCAAACACCUCUCUCGGGUCUCUCGUCGAUCAUCGUCUCAGCCCCUUUCCAAAUUUCUAUUUUCUUUUCCUCCUUUGCUUUGCCUUUUCUAUGCAACUCGUCAACCACACCCAAUAUUCUUCCUCCCCUUCAACCAUCUAUUGUAUUAUUAAUAAUCAAUCAUUAAUUAGUUCAUGCUCAAAAGAAUCCACAUUAUUAUUAUUUCAUAAUUAAUUCAUGUUCACCCUCCUCCCUCCACCCUCCACCCUGGGUCUGGCUUCUCUAUGACUUAUCCCCAAUGCCUUUGCCUCUCUGUUAUUUCAAAUAUUGCGGACUCUUAUUUCCGCUUCAAUCAAUAAAUAUAUACAUCUUGUUCUCUUCUAAAA